Cavenderia fasciculata is the source of this 1335-nucleotide messenger RNA. RefSeq lists its product as uncharacterized. The record is from RefSeq and is a predicted model, not a curated record. Lineage: Eukaryota; Evosea; Eumycetozoa; Acytosteliales; Cavenderiaceae. The transcript has a single exon. The coding region runs from base 1 to 1335 and encodes 444 amino acids.
AUGAUGGAUCCAUCUCUUGCCAAUACCAUGAUUAGUUCAGAGGAACACCGAGAGGCAUGUCGUGUCUACAUGCAAAAGUAUCGAUCCAAGCCAGAAAAUCGUGAAAAGAUUAGACAACAAAACGCCGAGUACCGCAAACGUAAAAAAAUGGAAUCCAUUCGCCAAGUAUCAGAGAUUGACACGUUAGAGACCACCAUUGACAGUCAAGCAUUGCGCGUCAAGAUCCUCGAACAAGAGCUCAAGGACACCAAGUUCCGUAUCGACGUUUUGGAAAAGGAAUCACUAGUCCCCGGUCACUACAUGUCGGUCAUUGAGAAACUCCAACACGACAAUGACAUCAAACAGCAACAAAUCAAUCAAAUCGUUGCCGUCUUACAAACAUCCCCUGCAUCAAAUGAUAUCAAUCCAUUGCAAUAUCAUCAACAAAUUAUAAACUCUCUUCAAAAUAUUUUUGGUUUGAAGGGUUAUCAACAUCAUCACUAUCAACAACAACAACAACAACAAUCACAACAUGAUCAACUCGGUUCAAGUAGCAACCAUAUUAAUAUUAACCAUAAUGACAUUUCAAGUGCUACAACUUCCCCAUCAUCAUCUCCAUUACAUAUUUCACAAAUUCAAUCCAAUAACAAUAAUAAUAAUAAUAAUCAAAAUAAUGUGUCGUCACAAACCAAGAGAACCAAAACAACACAUCAUAAUAUUUCUUUGAAUCAACAACAAAGAGAUAUUCCAACACUCAGUUUAAAUCCAAAUUAUUCUUCACCACCAUCAUCACCAUCUUUACAUUUCCCAACUUCACCAAGAAAUACUAAUAUUCAACACCAACAACAACAACCACAACAAUACAUCAACAACAAUAGUUUAUCGGGAUCUGGUUCCAUUUUACCACUUCCACCUUAUACUCCACCCAAUUCAUCAUCACCAUCUACACCAACUUCCACUCCAUCAAUGUCACCUUUCCAAUCUCAAUCAUCUUUUCGUCUUGUUCCAGACAGUUUGAAUGAAUCCAAUAGUAAACUUUUAGCAAUCAACUCCUCUCCAAGAGAUUUUAUCCAAAAUAAUAAUAAUAAUAAUAAUAAUAAUAAUAAUAAUAACAAUAACAAUAACAAUAACAAUACUAAUAAUAAUAAUAACAAUUCCGUAUCAAACCUUUCUCUAUUAUGUGAUGUAUUAGAGGAAUGCAGACCACAAUUACAACAACCACAACAACAAACCAUCAACAACAAUAACAAUAUCUUUCCAACUACCCCAAAUAGCAAUUUUAAACCAAAAUCGAUUUCUUUGCCAUUAUCACCUCUUUCAAUGUCAAUUAACCAAUUGUUGAAUAAUAAAGCAUAA